GGUGAGUGGGUUGUAAAGACUAAAGAUACAACCCUGUCCUAGAGAAUAUAUUAUAAAUAUAAGACCAAACCAUUUAGUAACAUCAAACCACUCUCUUCAAAAAAAUAAAAUACCAAACCAUUUAGUAACACAUUACUUACUUCUAAGGCAAUCUAAAUAAACCACUCUUAUCAAAACCAUAUAACAUAAAUCUCAUCUCAUUUCAUUUCAUUUUCUUAAGCCACAAGUCACAAUGGCAACAUUUACUCAAAAAAUGACAUUAAGUUAUAUUCUUCUAACAUAUUUUCUCUCUGCAGAUAUUGGAUUAUUUGUACAUGUAGCAUCAUUUGGAAUCAAUUAUGGACAAGUAGCUAACAAUUUGCCACCACCAGAAAAAGUCUUGGAACUUCUCGGCACAUUAAAGAUCACAAAAACAAGAAUCUACGACACGAAUCCAGAUAUUCUUAAAGCUUUCGCCAAUUCAAACGUCGAAAUCAUCGUAACAAUUGAAAAUCAAAUACUAAACCAAUUAAAUGAUCCACAGCAAGCACUACAAUGGGUAAACACCAAUAUCAAACCUUAUUUACCAGACACAAAAAUCACUGGAAUUCAAGUAGGGAAUGAAGUUUUCACCGAAAUCGACACAACACUAAUUCAAUAUCUUGUUCCAGCAGUGAUCAACAUUCACAAUGCUCUAGUUCAAUUAGGUUUAGAAUCAAACAUCCACGUGUCAACACCUAGUUCAUUAGAAGUUCUUGAAGAAUCAUAUCCUCCUUCAGCUGGUAGUUUCAGAAGUGAAAUUUCAGGAAUCAUGUAUCAAUUUUUGGAAUUUUUGUCAAAAACAAAAUCACCCUUUUGGAUUAAUGCUUAUCCUUAUUUUGCUUAUAAGAAUAACCCUAAUCAAAUAUCAUUAGAUUAUGUAUUAUUUAAUCAUAAUCAAGGAAUGAUUGAUCCUAAUACAAAUUUACAUUAUGAUAAUAUGCUAUAUGCUAUGGUAGAUGCAGUUACAUUUGCAAUUGGUAAAUUAGGGUUUAAUGGAAUAGAAGUUAGGGUUUCUGAAACUGGUUGGCCAAGUAAAGGUGAUUCUGAUGAAAUUGGUGCAUCAUUGGAAAAUGCUGAAAUAUAUAACAAGAAUUUGUUGAGAAGACAAAUGAAGAAUGAAGGGACACCUUUGAAUCCUAGAAUGAGAUUGGAAUCAUAUUUGUUUGCAUUGUUUAAUGAAAAUUUGAAGAAUGGACCAACAUCAGAAAGGAAUUAUGGUUUGUUUGAGCAUGAUGAAAGUAUGACAUAUAAUGUUGGGUUGUCUUCUUUUGCAAAGUCAUCAAAUCCAUCUACUUCAAUUUCUCUUACCUCCUCUGCCACUAGGACAAAGGCUGCCCAAAAGGAAAAACAAAGCAUGUUCUACUGGAUGUUUGUGUAUUUGCUGAUUUCAUCACUUUGUGCCUUUCUUUAAGAAGACUAUUAUAACACUGUGGAGUGAUUCAUGUGUACAUAUUACAACAAAAAAAAUAAAAAUUAUCUUCAAAUUGCAAAAUAAAGACCCCCUUAAAGUAUAUUAUCAAUAUAUUUAAAGGUACCCUAUAUUUUGCAGAAAAUAAAGACUAACACACUUUCCAAUUGAUGGGGGCAACAAAAUCAAAAUCAGAGGGUACUACGAAGAGACAUAGCAAUUCAAUGAAGAUUUUACUUACUACCUUUCUUAAUUUGAUCGUGUGGCUAUUUACUUUAACAUGUCACUUUAGCAACAUGCAUGUGGUUGUGACGUUAGAUUGUGCUUAUUUUUUGGUAGAUAAGGACCAAAUGCCACCUCAUUCUUUUAUUGUUCUAGACUUCUAGUAGAAGAAUGUUUCUAUUUUAAUUUUAUUUAAUUUAAUUGUCCAAAAGGGAAUGUGUUGUAUUGUAUUGUAUAUUGUUGAUUUUUGUAGAAUUUAUUUCAUAUAUAUAGUAAAAAUAAUUAAGUUGUUGGCUGUGGAUAAAGUAUGAGGUUAGACAUUAUAUCUUAUUGGAUGUUAUGAAAAGCCCCUCUUUUAUGGGACGUGGAAUCCAUUAAUUAUUAAUUUUUGUGUGUAUAUUAUUACUCUAGCUUCUUCUUUUUUCCCUUUCUCAACUUGACUAUAUUUUAGUAUAGCAGAAAGUUCAAUUAAAAUGUGUAUAUAAUGAAAAUGUAAUUAAUUAAAGUGUACAAAGUUAAGACUUUGUUUGUUUC
This is a messenger RNA of Trifolium pratense (red clover), 2185 nucleotides long. RefSeq names its product glucan endo-1,3-beta-glucosidase 14-like. Gene Ontology annotation, biological process: carbohydrate metabolic process. The transcript has 3 exons. The record is from RefSeq and is a predicted model, not a curated record. NCBI's taxonomy places the organism in Eukaryota, Viridiplantae, Streptophyta, Magnoliopsida, Fabales, Fabaceae. Gene Ontology annotation, molecular function: hydrolase activity, hydrolyzing O-glycosyl compounds. Gene Ontology annotation, cellular component: plasma membrane. The coding region runs from base 233 to 1432 and encodes 399 amino acids.